AUGAUCUAUGCGAGGUUACACUCGUCACGACGAUGUUCAUUGGUGUCGCCGCUUCCAACUCUGCACACAAUAAUAAUUGCCUUGUUCUUUCUGAUACACCACACAACGAGUGAAGAAUUGCCUAUUGACUUUCUGACGGAAGAAAGUGUGGUGCUGAUUACAGGUGCUGCUGGAUUCUUGGGAAGCGAACUCGCGUUGGCGCUUCACCGAACCUAUAAACCAAAACAAAUCAUUUGCGUGGAUCGCAUGACGGAGAAUCCCAUGACGCAAGAGGAAUUGGCGCAAUUUGAAUUUCAACGACAACGGACCUUUUCGGUAUUGCAAACGCUUGGAUCCAAUGGCAGUUUCUAUAGAGUUGACUUUCGACCAAUGAUUCCUGAAUAUUUUGAUUUGGGAGAGGUUCCAGUCCUGGAUCACAUUUUUCGACAACAUCCCGAUAUCACGCACGUUGUCCACCUUGCCGAUCCCUUCCCGCAUGCAGCACUACAAGUGAUUGCUCGGGAAAAGGACGUCCCCAAAGCAGGAAUGAUGGAGGCUCUUAUGGAACAAUUCGUAAAAAUCCAACGUAGUGGACAACGAGUGCCUCAUUUUCUGUACGCCAGUUCCUCGGAAGUUUAUCCGUCCACAUCGAAAAACGCAAACCCACCAUUUACGGAAACACACACAAUCAGUACCCCGUCAUCAUUGCGCGGGGCAGCCAAGCUCAUUGACGAGACUUUAGCAAAGAUGUACAAUGAUAUGCACGGAAUUUAUAGUGUUGGCCUCCGAUUCUUUUCCGUCUAUGGACCAUGGAGUGCACCUGGAUCACCCUUGUUCGAAAUGGCCGAACGAGCUGUCACUGGUGAUUCUAUUCUUUGGGGUGAAAAGUGGAAUGAUAUCAAUGAUUUUGUAUACAUUGACGAUGCAAUUGAUGCCAUGAUGUCAGCCAUGCAAUUCAGACCCAGCAGCAGCGAGAAACCACCUCCCGUCGUUUUCAAUGUGGCCAGUGGGCAGGGUACGUCACUCCAACAAAUUGCGACUAUCAUGGAAAACCACUUUCCUCCCAAAAAGCCAUUGGAGACACACGAAAUGCCGGUCCAAGAGGAUCCGGAACCAACUACAUCGUUUGGAUCCACCGAACGAGCUGAAAAGUUCUUGGGAUACAUACCGCGUGUGCCACUGGAGGAAGGUGUGGUGAAGUUGCUGGCAUGGCAUUACGACCGUGCCUUUCCAUACGGAGGGGGUCGUCAAAAGAUUCCCGACGAAAGGGCUAGUUUUGUGGCAGGUCACGGAAUUGUGAGCUGCCUACCGAGUGACAAGGAAUGUCUGAAAGGGACCCCUGUGUUUCCAUGUGCAUCGGAGUGUUCGCACGAAGUCCAAUGUGUGGACUCUUUUUAUGACGAAAUCAUUGGAUGGACUCAGGCAUUGACCAAGAAGUGUGAGGUUGUCCUAUACACUGUCGAUCUUAGCAGCUCAUUGGAGUCUCUUCCAUCGGCGCAUCUAAAGAUCCGCAGCAAGUCAGACUCUUUUAUGCCUGGAGACUGUAAUGUUGCCUUUGUGUCCGCCAGCAGUGUCUUGUACAAGUCCAUGAGCACACAGUCCACGGUAUCAUCAUUCCUUGGCGGCAGUCGGACGGUCCAGAAAAAUGGAGAAUGGAUUCUAGCGCCUGUCAAGAUUCCAUCAUUGGAAGAGGCACCUGGUUACCCGAGUCAGAACAUGCUAUCGCUGCUUCCAAAACUUUCACCUGGGCUCUUCUUCUCCAAACCGAAGCGGGCCAUUUAUGUAGACCCUGAUAUUCUCCUGGACAAUAUCAACAGAUUGUUGGAGGAGGCUUCCAUGCAACCGUACAAUUCAGACGUGCAAGGCCGCACGGCCAUGUUGAUUGGAAAAGGCAGUCCUGUAGAUUUCUUUGCGCAAGACUACGAUUUCGAUAAUCCGCAACGGCAAACUGUCGCACCGAUAGAGACUGUUGUGCAGAAUGCUGCCUACCGAAUGGUUCGCAUUGCAGUUGCUGGCAUGCUAUUUGAUAGUGGAUUUAGCGACUUGAUGGACUCUAGAUGGAUGGUGCAUGCAUUGCAGUCGGAUGAUAGUCGUCUAUUCCGGUGUGAUGUAUUUGGCGAAGUUGUACAAUGGGGAGGCCACACGGAUCGUUCUGCUCUCGAAUUCAUUCUUGGAUUGCAUGACAUGUGGAGUCGAGUGAUUGCCAAAGAAUCGGACGACGAACCAUGGUGGAUAGGAGAAAAUGUCAGUACUGUUCCAGAAGGCCAUAAUUCGUCGACAAGACGAAGGCGGUUGCAAGAGGUACCGCAGGGAGACGGACAUUCAGUAAAGGAAGAGGAUGACGAAGAUGAGAAAGAGGAUCCUGUGAUCGAUCUAGAAGACAAGAAGGGAAUGCAAGCUGAAGCUGUGGAACAAGAAGAAGUCAAUCAUGAAGAUGUCAAACGAGGCGAAACUUCCGAAGAUUCAGAUCACAAUUUUGAUGAAGAAUCUGACAGUGAGAAAGUCCUAACCGAACGGGACUACAGCUCCUACGAUACAUGGAUGGGAGUCUUAUCAGCGACUUCUGUGAAAUAUUUUGUCCGCAUCGUUCCUUCAUCGGAAGUCGGUGUUGUAUCAUUAAGUGACUAA
Molecule: messenger RNA, 2607 nt
Organism: Cylindrotheca closterium
Lineage: Eukaryota; Bacillariophyta; Bacillariophyceae; Bacillariales; Bacillariaceae
Source: the annotation of a GenBank genome assembly